UCUUCUCCCCCUGCCUGAAGCUGUACACCAAAACGAAAGCUGCACGCUACGCAAUGCACCUUAUUCCGCACGUUUUGAGCUGCCAGGGUGCCCUUUAAGGCUCUCCCACAGGCCGCGGGGCGGGCCCGUCCCGCUCCCUGCCCGGCCUUGGAGCCCCGCGGGGCGGGCUCUUCCCUAUCCCGGCGCGGCCCGGCGGAGCGCUCCGGCGGCGGGAUGGUGCAGGCCUGGUACAUGGAUGAGUCCCAGGAGGACCAGCGGGCACCCCACCGGCAGCAGCCGAACCGCGCCGUCAGCCUGGAGCAGCUGCGCCGCCUCGGCGUCGUGUACCGCCGGUUGGAUGCUGAUAACUAUGAGACCGAUCCAUGCCUGAAAGAGAUCCGGAGAGCAGAAAAUUAUUCUUGGAUGGAUAUAGUGACCAUACAUAAAGACAAGCUUCCAAAUUACGAGGAGAAGAUAAAAACAUUUUAUGAAGAACAUUUACACCUAGACGAUGAAAUUCGCUACAUCUUAGAUGGAUCUGGCUAUUUUGAUGUUCGAGACAAGGAUGACAAAUGGAUCCGGAUUUCCAUGGAGAAAGGAGACAUGAUAACCCUCCCUGCCGGCAUAUAUCACCGAUUUACACUGGAUGAGAACAACUAUGUGAAGGCAAUGAGGCUGUUUGUUGGAGAACCUGUCUGGACAGCGUACAACAGGCCGGCUGAUGACUUCCCUGCUCGGAAACAGUAUAUGAAAUUUUUGGCUGACGAAGCACAGUAAUGGUGUCUGAGACCUGACAGGUGGAACAGCCUGAAGCCCUGUCAGAAUAAAUGUGCCUAGUGGCUUUUCACUGAUUAAACUUCUAUUUAUACAGGCAACUGGAAUCAGAGAAUCAUAGAAAAAUUUAGAUUGACGGAUUAUUUGGAAAUCAUUUAAUCCAAUCCUGUGAAAUACUAUGCAAGUUUUAAAGCUAGACCAAGUCGCUCAAGACCCUGAGGUUUCCAAACCUGGUGGUGAAGGUUCCACUGCUGUCUGGGUGCCCAUUUCAGCACUUAGCUGCUCCAAUGGCCAAGCAUUUUUUCUUCAUGGCCAACUCCCUGGUGGCAGUUUGCAGUUAUAGUCUCUUGCCCUUUCAUUUAAUGCCUGAGAAGAGUCUGGCUCUGUCUUCUCCACAGUCCCUGCUCUAGUGGGAAACUGUAGUUAGGUCUCCUCUAAGCCUUCCCUUCUCCAGGCUGGACAAACCAGUGCCCUUGGCUGGGCUGGGCUCCCUUCAGCACAUUUUGUCCUAGUUCUGACUGCUGAGGAAUGUCACUUGUCACACUUGACAGUUAAGCUUGAACCACUGACUGUUCUGAGCCCAGUGGCCCAGAAGUUUUUCACCCACCUUGUAGUUUGUAUCCUCAGUCUGGCUACAAGGCUGCUGUGAGACACGCUAGCGGAAGCCUUGUUGGUGUCAAGGUAAAUGGCACCUGCUGUCUCCCCUCUGCCAGAGUCAGUGGGGGGUCAGGCAGAAUGCACCCUUGGUGAAUUGGCAUUGACUGGCUGCUCUGCAUCGCCUGCUAUUGUACCUGGAACAGCUUCCACAAUGCCUUAUUCUGUAACAUUCCUGGGGACUGAAGCAAGGCUGAAAAGCCUGCGGUUCCCCAGAUCUUCUUUCUUGCCUUUUUGAAGGUGGUAGGAUUAUUUGCCUUUUUCCUCAUCUCUGUGACCUUUCAAAGAUGCCAGCAGCCUUGCAGUGACAUUAGCUAGUUGCAUUUACAGUUGCUUCAGGAAUCCGUUUUCCAGCUGUUUUUUUUCCUUGAUAUUUCUGGCAGGUAGAAUUGGGAGAGGUGGGCUACAUUAAUAUUCAUUUUGCUCUGAAUCCAUGCUAAUGAACUAUGUAGGAUUCUGGUUUUAAUUAAAGAAAAUAAACCCUGCUUCAUUCUUGUCUAAAAAUGUUCAUAAGACAAAUUUGCAUAAUCAGCAUUUUAAUAUGCAGCUUCCCAAGUUCUGCCCUGGUACAAAAAGCUGUGGUUUUCUCAGUAGAAUGUUGCAAUUUGCUCUUUGUGAGUUAUUAAUAAAAUUACUUUGACCUGCA
Messenger RNA from Pipra filicauda (Wire-tailed manakin), 2053 nucleotides. RefSeq names its product acireductone dioxygenase 1 (gene ADI1). The transcript has 4 exons. Lineage: Eukaryota; Metazoa; Chordata; Aves; Passeriformes; Pipridae. The coding region runs from base 214 to 756 and encodes 180 amino acids. The record is from RefSeq and is a predicted model, not a curated record. Gene Ontology annotation, molecular function: acireductone dioxygenase [iron(II)-requiring] activity.